GCGAUAUUGAAAAUAAUCUUCAGUACAUUUGAGGUCAGCUUCGUAAAUAUGGCUAAUAAAGUUGCUGUCGUCACUGGUUCCAAUAAAGGCAUAGGUUAUGCCAUAGUCCAGGAACUCUGUAGAAGAGGAGUCGGUACAGUGUAUGUAACAUCAAGAGAUGCAAAGAGAGGUCAAGAAGCUGUCAAAAAUUUAAAAAAAGAAGGUUACAAGCCGCAUUUAUACCAACUUGAAGUUACUGAUAAAAAUAGCGUAAGAGCAUUUGCUGAACAUUUGAAAAAAGAACACGGUGGUUUAGAUAUACUCAUAAACAAUGCUGGAGUUAUAACAGCAGACUUUACGAAAACUACAUAUGAAGACUCAAAAUAUGUAAUCGAUGUCAAUUAUUACAGUAUAUUAUUAAUUCAAGAAUACCUAUUCCCGAUAUUGAAUCAUAACGCACGUGUUAUCAAUAUGUCCAGUGACUGUGGUCAUAUUUCAAAUUUGAAAAAUAAAUACUGGAUCAAUCGACUCACGAAGCCAGAUAUUAAUUUGGAAGAUGUGACUGCAUUCGUCAAUUGGUUUCUAGAUUCAGUUAAGAAUGGAACUGUAAACGGUGAUGAUUUCGCUGAAACAUCUUUACUGGCUUACAGGAUUUCAAAAGUUGCUCUGUGCGCUUUAACAAGAGUCCAACAGACGGUAGUCGGUCGAGGAAUAUCUGUCAACUCCUUACACCCUGGCCACGUGAAGACAAACAUGACGAAAAAUUCUGGUUUUCUUACAAUGGAAGAAUCAAGUCGAGCCCCUGUUUAUUUGGCACUAGAUAUUGACCAAUCGGUCAAAGGAAAGUACUUUUGGUAUGACAAGACUGAAAAGGAAUGGACCAACCCCAACUUAAAAUUACAUUGCGUAUAUGAAGUAUUUAUAGGAUAUAUACGAAGUGCUGAUAAAAAAAAUCAUUAAAAAUGAUGUAAAAUAAUGAAAAUAAGUAUUUUGCUAAUAUUUGUAUAAAAUACAUA
Molecule: messenger RNA, 995 nt
Organism: Nymphalis io (European peacock)
Lineage: Eukaryota; Metazoa; Arthropoda; Insecta; Lepidoptera; Nymphalidae
Product: carbonyl reductase [NADPH] 1-like
Exons: 1
Coding region: 49-939 (296 amino acids)
Molecular function (GO): carbonyl reductase (NADPH) activity
Source: RefSeq, a predicted model, not a curated record